Eruca vesicaria subsp. sativa (arugula) is the source of this 378-nucleotide messenger RNA. NCBI's taxonomy places the organism in Eukaryota, Viridiplantae, Streptophyta, Magnoliopsida, Brassicales, Brassicaceae. The record is from the annotation of a GenBank genome assembly.
AUGUCGAUUUCAGGGUCGUUGGAAGAUGAGUAUGACAUUAUUAGCUUGCAGUAUACGGAAGAUGGUUUGUUAUCUGUUGAUGAGAAUAGACAAGGGCAUGCGGCUGCUUUUGGGGAUGAUAUUGCUAUUGAGUGUCUUGCUACUGAGUUUAAACGAGAGAUCUAUGUGGUGCAAGCGCAUGGGUCUGAUGGGAUGGUGGAGGAAGAGAAUUGUGUGUUCUUUCUUCCGCAUAAGCCGAGAAGUGAGGUUAUUGAGUCUCCAGUGUUUCUAUUCAUGAAAGGCACAGGGUGGUGUGGUGGUGGAGCAGAUCAUUAUGAGCCAUUGAUAGCGAGCCCAUCUCAGAUGAUAUCUCAAGAGAAAGUCGCCUUCGUUCUGUGA